UCCUCCAUCUUUGGUCCCUAUAUAUAUACCUUCUCAUUCUCCCCCAGCACACCUCAACCUUCCUCAUUCAAGAGCUCGAAAACCCUCAAAUCUUAUCAAAUAUGGCUUUUCGAAAAUUAUUUUCGAAGGGUACCAUCACCAGCGGUUGUCGAGUUCCAUCACCUGCAGCAACUCUAGACCACUCAUCAUCACCCAUUAAAACCCUUACAACGCCACAAAAUAAUGCCUCAUCAAAAAUCAACCUACACAAAGAGCUUCUAACAGGAGAUUCAGUCGAUAAAGGAUUUUUCCGGAGAUUCCUUCACCGUAGAGCUGUUAACCAGUUACCAGAGUUCAUCUCCAUUCCGAUUGGAGAGAAGUUAAGAGAAAAGCUCAAAGGGUUCAACAUUUCCAGUGACCGGCUCCACCUUGAUGGUCUGACCCCACCGGAACUGGUCGCCGGAGAGGCGAAUACUUUCGGAAUUUCUGUUGAGAAUGCGAAGAAGAUCCUGAGGGUUUCUCUGAUGGAGAAGUUGAAGGCGAGACUUAGAGAGAUCCCAAAAGUAUCGAUUAUGUAUUCGGAGUUUGUUAAAGUCUGUGUUGAUGAGUGUGGAAAUGAAGAUCUAGGUGUUGAGUUUGCAAGGUGGAUUGACCAGUCUGGAAACGUCAUCGUUUUAGGGAACAUUGUGUAUCUCAGGCCUGAGCAGGUGGCGAAAUCAAUGGAGCACAUGAUAUCACAGACUAUGGCAAGUCCGAAUGAUCCAAGAAGAAAACAGCUUGAGCAUAUGGAGAAACUAAAGGCAAUAAUUGAUAAAAAGGCUAGAACCCAGGUACGAGGGGAGCUUUAUUGUGGGCUGGGCUUUAUAAUGAUCCAGACACUUGGGUUCAUGAGGCUCACCUUCUGGGAACUUAACUGGGAUGUCAUGGAGCCGAUAUGCUUCUUCGUGACCUCCCUUCACUUUGCAAUAGCCUAUGGUUUCUUCCUUAGAACAUCCACCGAGCCUUCUUUUGAAGGGUACUUCCAGCGCCGAUUCAAGACCAAACAAAAGAAACUCAUGGUACUUCAUGACUUUGAUGUCCAAAAAUAUAACCAACUUCGCAGAGUUUUUUAUCCUAACCUCGGUUAUGGUUUACCACAAUCCGAAUAUUACAAACCAGGGCACCCCGAAGACGGGGCCUUGAUUUCUUAGCCAAUCCAUGCAUAGGAAUGAGUUCGAGCAUGUUCCUGCUAAUAACGUAGGGCGUAAAGAAUGAAUAGAGAACUUUUUGUUACAAUGCCAGAAACUUUUUCUCAAGCAUCGAAUGAUCCGACCUUGUUAGAGUUUACUAAUUGAAGGCUUCGACAAGAUGGUGAAAAUUUGAAGAUCCAUCAUAGCAUAGCAGCUGGAGUCAAGCUAGCAAAAAGGAACCGGAGUUUGCUGUUCUUAUUUUCCGUUCUCUUUUUUUCCUUGUGAGCUGUAAAUUAUGAAAUACAAUGCCUCAGUAGAGCGAUCCAAAUCUUCUUUA
Populus euphratica (Euphrates poplar) is the source of this 1485-nucleotide messenger RNA. RefSeq names its product calcium uniporter protein 4, mitochondrial-like. Gene Ontology annotation, molecular function: uniporter activity; calcium channel activity. The record is from RefSeq and is a predicted model, not a curated record. Gene Ontology annotation, cellular component: uniplex complex. NCBI's taxonomy places the organism in Eukaryota, Viridiplantae, Streptophyta, Magnoliopsida, Malpighiales, Salicaceae. Bases 102 to 1169 code for a protein of 355 amino acids. The transcript has 2 exons. Gene Ontology annotation, biological process: calcium import into the mitochondrion; mitochondrial calcium ion homeostasis.